Molecule: messenger RNA, 822 nt
Organism: Kickxella alabastrina
Lineage: Eukaryota; Fungi; Kickxellomycota; Kickxellomycetes; Kickxellales; Kickxellaceae
Product: AAA domain-containing protein
Exons: 2
Coding region: 1-822 (273 amino acids)
Biological process (GO): replication fork reversal
Cellular component (GO): cytoplasm
Molecular function (GO): 5'-flap endonuclease activity
Source: RefSeq, a predicted model, not a curated record
AUGAACUCAGAUAUCCAGCGCCUGGCGAACAACCUGAUAUACGACGGGCAUCUGCGCUGCGGCUCGCACCAGGUCGCCACCCAAAAGAUCAGCUACAAGAUGGACCCUGCGACGGCUAUCGAGACGUGGCCGUUUGCUGUCGAGCGACCCAUAGGCGACAUCAAUAUGGCAUGGGCCGUGGCGGCACUCGAUCCGAGCAAGGGCGCGGUUUUCAUCGAUACCGACUGCGUGCCGGGCACUGAGAGCAGAGCAGAGGGCGCGGAUAUUGCGCAAAACGAUGUGGAGAUCAAAAUCAUCAAGGUGCUGACCAGUAUUUUGCUAGCUUGCGGUGUCGAAGGGCGCGAUGUCGGGCUGCUGUCGCCCUACCGCACCCAGCUCAAGCAGCUGGAGAUCGAAUACGGAGUACGCGGCAUCGAGAUGCACACUAUCGAUCGGUACCAGGGGCGGGAUGCCAACAUCAUUAUCAUUUCGUUUGUGCGCAGCAAUAUUGGGCUGGCGAUCGGCGACCUGCUGCGCGACUGGCAUAGAAUCAACGUCGCCAUAACCCGGGCGCGGUAUAAGCUCAUCAUGGUUGGGUCUAGCUCGACUUUGCAGCGGUCGCCGCUGCUUGGUGGGAUUAUCCGGAUCUUGGGCUGUAGCGGGUGUGUCGUUCAGAUUCCCCACAAGGCGCCAAUACCCGCUACCACAGGCUCUUCCAUUUCUUCAGCGCCUGCUUCUGUAGCGCAUCCGGCUGCAGUAAACACUGCGAGGACUGCAGGCGGCAGCGCAUUGAUAAAGAGACUCCCCAUUACUGCAAACAUCAUUGCUGAAUAUAGGCUAUAA